GUUCCUCAGUGUGACGGAGCGAGCGAGCGGGCGGGCAGGCAGACAUGGCGGACUCGGACAGCUGGGACGACGAUUUCCAGACGCAGGGGCCGGUGAGCAAGCCCGUGAUCGUGGACAGAUGGGAAGGCGAGGACGAGGAGGAGGAUGUGAAGGACAACUGGGAUGAUGAUGAAGAGGAAAAGAAAGCACCUGUGAAACCUGUUGAAGUCAAGACAGAAAAGAAGAAAUUAAGUGACCGGAUUAAAGAAAGGGAAGAAAAAGAAAGGCAACUGAAGAAGAAAAAGCAAGAGUUAAAAAAUUUGGAGAAAGUAGCCGAACCAGUGGAACUUUCACCAGAGGAACAACUUGCAGAAAAACUCCGACUAGCCAAGCUACAAGAACAGGCAGAUCUAGAAGUAGCAAAGGACACAUUUGGCAUGAAUAAUGUUUCACAGCUCGGAAUCGACUCCAUGUGCCCGACCACUAAAGAAGACUUUACAGAAUUUGGGAAGCUUUUGAAGGAAAAGAUUACGCAAUUUGAAAAGUCUGUGCAUUAUGUAGACUUUUUAGAGACCUUGCUUCGAGAUAUUAGCAUUUCAUUGGACGUUGACGAUUUGAAAAAGUUGAACAACUCCUUGACAACAUUGUGUAGUGAAAAGCAGAAACAAGAGAAGCAAAGCAAAGGCAAAAAGAAGAAAAAGGCCCCAGUGCUUGCAGGUGGAUUUAAAGCAAAUCUGAAAGAUGAUCUUGAUGACUAUGGUUACACGCAAGAUUAUGAUGACUUCAUGUGAUUAUGUUCUGUCGCCCAGGCUUCUUCCAGCAUGUUUUUUGCAGACAACCACCUGGUUUCUUCUUGAGCUGCACAGAGCCUUCUAUUGUUAUGGAAACAGCUAGGACUCCAGAUGCCAAUGAUAACAACAAAAUUUUGUUACUGGUACCAUAAUUAUAUAUUAUGUGUCAGUGACAAUACUUUAGCACUAUGUGGACAAAGCACCUGCAUGGAUUUGGGAGGGGGUUGGGGAGGUGUGUUGCAGGCUGAGUUCAGGAAGUGAGCAAUAUAUAUUUGAAAAAAUAUGAAUUCUUGCAGUGUCCAUGCCUCAGCAUCUAGAUUCUGACCUGAGCUGAUGUAAUAUCACGUUUAUUGUGAUACUGUAGAAUUGCAAAGUAAGAUUACUAUUUUUAAAAUUUCUUGAAUAUUGCCUGCUUUUUCCUUUGGAAACUAAAAUGGACUAAUUAGAGAUCCUGAUUUCGUGCUGAUGUUGUGCUUUUGGUUGCUGGGUCAGUCUGCCUUAAAAAAAAACACAUUAUCAAUAUUCACAGCCCCAGAAUUGGGACAACAGAGUACUGGGCAUGUGACUUUCCUGUGUCAUUUGUUCAUGUUUGUGACCGCACCAGGGGAGGAGCCUGAAAGCUUUUUCGCUUUAUUCUCUUCCCUCCCCCACCUUAAAAUCAAAUUCCAAAUGCAGUUAGCUGAUUUAAACAUAGUUCAUUAAAAGUGCCAUGGUUUAAAGGUAGUGAGCGAAAGGAGAGGCAGUCCCUGCGUGUCACUGUUUUGAAUAGUGAACUGCUUCCUUAAGUUUGAGCUUAAGGAGUUCGUGAUCAGUGGCUGUUGUCGAGGUUUGAUCAAGACUCCAGUGAAGACAGCAUUGAUAUGGCUCAGUUCUGGGUAGAUCCUUGAAUCUGUACACAAGUUAUCUUUUUGCUGAGAUCCUGAUUGAAGUCCACCUACUCUUGGGUGGAUAUAACAAUAAGGACAUGUCAUUCAAACAGCACAAAUGUUCUCCUCCACACUCAACCUUCACCCAACAUCACAAACACACCUGUGUGGGAUCUUGCUGUGCAGAGAUUGGCAGCCGUGUUUCCUCCUCAGUAUAUCAGGAAUGCUUUGAUCAGUAAGGCACUUUGGCAUAAUUUGAGGCUGCAGGAAACCCUACAAAGUAGGGCUCUCGACAAUCCCACUGUUGGCUUUCUCGCUUACAUUCAUACACGUGGAUGGUUGGUGCAGAUAGAAUCCCAUGGUGUUAGCUGCCCCCCCAAACACCUCCUGCCUUGGCUGAAGAAGGGUGACUACCUGAGGGACAGCUGUUGCUACUUAUUAACAGGAUCACAUUCAAAGUUGCUAACAGCAGCCAAAGAGGGGAAAACGUACUGAGCCUGCUCAAUGUUCAUAAUGGAUGAAUGCACUCCAUUUAAUGGUCACAUCAGCAAUUUAAAGUUAAAGUUAAACAGUGAUUUUUUUUUUGUUGAAAGUAUUGGAUGGGAAAGAUAGAGGCUCUUUGAAUCAAUGUUGCUAAUGGAGGGGGAGAACAACUGAUUAUUUUCUCCUAUCUGGGGGCAAUGACUUGCACUAAUGAAACUUAAGUGCAGAAUGUUUUUGGGAAUCUGUGGCCUUUUUUUACUUACCACUUUCUUGGUUGGGUUGGUAGGUUAGGAGUUUAGUUCAAAAACAUUUCCUGAACACAGUUAAAGAUGUGCUUUUUACUUCAGGACAAUCCUUUGUAAAUGGUUAAGUGUACAUAGGUAGGGAUCCGUUCGGUAAAUGCUGCACUUUACACAGAUUCUACAUUGAUCAUGAGGUGUGGUUGCAACCCAGUGAAAUUCCUUGGACAUGUCCAUUAUUUUUGCCAUCCUGUUGCAUUGUGUAGUGGCACUCCGCAGUCUUGUGAGCACAAAAGGUAAUGGGAAUAGUUCUUGUAUUAAAUAUAUAUAUAUCUCCUCCCCUUGCCCAGUAAAUUCCUAUUUAUUAUACAAAACAAUUUCUCAUGUCUGCAAAAAAGGACAAUUUAUAUAAUAGAUGGGUAACUUAUUUUUACGUCUCAUCUAUUAGUUGGGAAAGCUUAUUAAUGGAAACAUAAUUGGACACUUGUCAUGUUUUAGGACAAUAAAUGAAUAUAAUGUCA
Stegostoma tigrinum is the source of this 2879-nucleotide messenger RNA. Its product is annotated as eukaryotic translation initiation factor 3 subunit J. The transcript has 8 exons. The record is from RefSeq and is a predicted model, not a curated record. NCBI's taxonomy places the organism in Eukaryota, Metazoa, Chordata, Chondrichthyes, Orectolobiformes, Stegostomatidae. Gene Ontology annotation, molecular function: translation initiation factor activity. Gene Ontology annotation, cellular component: cytoplasm; eukaryotic translation initiation factor 3 complex. The coding region runs from base 45 to 770 and encodes 241 amino acids.